Molecule: messenger RNA, 1681 nt
Organism: Rhododendron vialii
Lineage: Eukaryota; Viridiplantae; Streptophyta; Magnoliopsida; Ericales; Ericaceae
Exons: 6
Coding region: 353-1354 (333 amino acids)
Cellular component (GO): cytoplasm
Molecular function (GO): glutathione transferase activity
Source: RefSeq, a predicted model, not a curated record
UUGGGCCUGUCUGCUGUACCUCAUGCAAACUGUUGUUGGACGAGUUAUGAUCUCCUUUGAUGAAGUGACUGGUAACCCCGGAGUGAAGGAUUUCCCCAACACUAGCAUAAAAAACAUGAAAGUCAAAAUUUCGGAUGGCAAAUACAACAGCUUGACUCACUAGACUCUUAUUGUAAAGUUUGGUCCUGGCCUCCUGGGUUGCCACAACUGAUAGAACGGCAAUAAAUGGAUUCUAUAUCAAUGAGCUGGUUCAAAGGAAUACUUGCCCAAAUGAAAGCUUGUUACAGAUCUAUUUGAGAAUCAGAACAGCGAUACUGCUUACCUGAACUUUGACCGGAAAAAGGUUGGAUUAAUGGUUCUCAAGCAUACAACUCAAAUGGCUCGUUCUGCACUGGACGAGAUGUCGGACACUGGUGCCUUUUUAAGAACUCCUUCAACAUUCCGUAAUUUUAUUUCCCGCGACCCAAAUUCUCCUUUUCCACCAGAAGCUGGAAGAUAUCACCUGUAUAUAUCAUAUGCUUGUCCCUGGGCAUCAAGAUGUCUUGCAUACUUGAAAAUCAAAGGUCUCGACAAAGCUAUCAGUUUCGCAUCGGUCAAACCCAUAUGGGAGGGAACAAAAGACACCGAUGAGCACAUGGGAUGGGUCUUUCCUGCAUCAGAAACAGAAGAACCAGGAGCUGAACCCGACCCUUUGAAUGGAGCAAAAUCUAUAAGAGAACUAUAUGAAAUUGCAAGUACAAACUACUCCGGAAAAUAUACAGUUCCUGUCCUUUGGGAUAAGAAGCUUAAAACAAUUGUGAGCAACGAGAGUGGAGAGAUUAUCCGCAUGUUCAAUACUGAAUUCAAUGAGAUAGCAGAGAAUGCGGCUUUGGACCUUUAUCCUCCUCACUUGCAAGCCCAGAUCAAUGAAGUUAAUGAGUGGAUAUAUGACGGAAUAAAUAGUGGUGUUUACAAAUGUGGGUUUGCUAAAAAGCAAGGGCCUUACGAAGAGGCUGCGAAGAAGUUGCACGAGGCUUUGGAAAAAUGUGAGGAAAUACUAGGCAAGCAGCGGUACUUAUGUGGAAACACAGUUUCUGAAGCAGAUAUCCGAUUGUUUGUGACCCUUAUUAGAUUUGACGAGGUUUAUGCUGUUCACUUCAAGUGCAACAAGAAACUGCUCCGCGAGUUCCCUAACCUGUUCAAUUACACCAAAGACAUAUUCCAAAUUCCGGGCAUGAGUAGUUCGGUCAAGAUGGAACACAUCAAGCGGCAUUAUUAUGGCAGCCAUCCAUCCAUUAAUCCCUUUGGGAUCAUUCCUAUUGGUCCUGACAUUGAUUUUUCUGCUCCUCAUGACAGGGAAAGGUUCUCCAACUAGAAUAAUGUACCUGCAAGUUUUAAAUUGAGGUGUUUGUUGCUGAGAAUAAUUUUGUUCACUUGUUUGUUGCUUGGUUUGUAUGUGUUGUUUUUCUUUCAACACGAAGAGCACUGAGAGUAAUCCCUGAAAGCCAGGAUAACUGGGCGAUCAAGUGUUUGUGAAAUACUGGAUUUGAUAUCGUUAUGGUGUCGAAUCGGUCAAAUAAUGAGAUAUGGACAUGCCAUGCAUCUCCUCUCUCACACACGCUUCAAACAUCUACAAAUCUGCUGUGUGUUGAAUUCCCAAUAUUUGAGAGCAUGUUGAUGAAGCUCAUAUUUUCAGGGUAAA